GAAGUCAAGGAAGAGGCACAACAAAGACACAAACAUAAGCAAAUCACUCAGUUUGAUUUGGACUCAAACAUCGUCAUCUUCUUCUCUCCUUCCUUCAACUAAGUCCAAGUCUUUGAUUUUCAUUCUCUUUAAAUGCAUUAGUUAAACUAUUCUUCUUCAAUGCUUUUAUCAUAACAUAACUCUCUAAAACCUCCUUAAAACUCACGAUAAACUCAACUCAAACACAGCCUCAAUUGGGUUUGUUUUGGUUGGAAAGAAAGAUGGAUGGCUCUGGUGAACAUGAUUCUUUAAUAGCCCAAAUAAUGGUGGGGGCAAUUAUAUUUCCUUUUAUUUUAGUAGUGUUUCUUCUUUUUCUUCAUCUCUACGCCAAAUGGUUCUGGUGGCGCACUCAACCGCCACCCGCUCCUGGUGCUUCACGUCGCCACCGUCGUCGUUUGGUCUUUGCUUCUGGCCAAGACCCUGCUUUCACUCUGCGUACUGGCCUUGACGCUGCCGUCCUCCGCUCCAUUCCUGUGGUUACUUUCACUCCACAAAACUUUGAAGAUGGACUUGAAUGUGCAGUCUGUUUGUCUGAGGUUGUAGAAGGAGAGAGAGCUAGGCUGCUUCCUAAAUGUAACCAUGGCUUUCAUGUUGAGUGUAUUGAUAUGUGGUUCCAGUCCCAUUCUACUUGCCCACUUUGUAGGAACCCUGUUGAUCUUCAACGCUCCAUUUCCAUGGAAAUGGCAGAGGUGAUUGAUAGUCAGUCUCCAGAAGAAAUUUCGGUUUCUGGGUCCUCAACAGAAUCUCCAAACUUUCCUACUAAUGUUUUGUUUUGGGGAAAUGAAACUCAAGUUAGCACUGGUGGUGCUUCUUUAGAAGAGGGUUCUUCUUCUACUACUGCUUCUUCAUCUUCAUCUUCUUCUUCUUCUUCAACGUUGAGUACAAGUAGGCGAGGUGAAAUGUUAGUGAUUGAUAUUCCUGCUACUAUGAGCGAGCAAUUUUUAUCAUUGUCUCCAACAGGAUCUCCCCAGGAGGAGUUAAAGUCGCCCAUGACAAGAAGAAUGAGGUCAUUCAAGAGGCUUUUGAGUAGGGAGAGGAGGGUAAGUCCCAGAUGUGGUAGUAGUACUAACUCUAGUAUUUCUAGUGACACUGAACAGGUUAGAAAAGGUUAGAAUAUCAAAGACAACUUGCUUUUGAAGCAUGCCUGAAAAUAUGAUUGUAUCUCGGCGUCAAUUUCUCAAUUUCAGAUGAAAGGAAGUGAAGAGUUUGCUAUCUUUUGAAAAUGAGAGUGGAAGCAAUUCAUCUUCUUCAGAAGAAUCAUCUUGUAACAUUCUUUGUUUUUGUCCAAAGCCAUUAAACCAUUUUUAGCUCCUCAUCAAGCUAUAUAAUUUACUUGUUCUGCAUUUGUGAUUUUGCAAUGAAUUCAUCUGUUGAUUCCAAA
Mangifera indica (mango) is the source of this 1420-nucleotide messenger RNA. Its product is annotated as RING-H2 finger protein ATL3-like. The transcript has a single exon. Bases 261 to 1151 code for a protein of 296 amino acids. The record is from RefSeq and is a predicted model, not a curated record. NCBI's taxonomy places the organism in Eukaryota, Viridiplantae, Streptophyta, Magnoliopsida, Sapindales, Anacardiaceae.